Messenger RNA from Sorghum bicolor (sorghum), 1670 nucleotides. Its product is annotated as gibberellin 2-beta-dioxygenase 8. The coding region runs from base 321 to 1397 and encodes 358 amino acids. Gene Ontology annotation, molecular function: dioxygenase activity. Lineage: Eukaryota; Viridiplantae; Streptophyta; Magnoliopsida; Poales; Poaceae. The record is from RefSeq and is a predicted model, not a curated record. The transcript is spliced from 2 exons.
AGCUAGCUAGUAUAGGGGCCUCCACCAACCCGUUCUCAUCUCUGCUAUCCCUUCCUAUCACUGAAUAACAAGCAAGUUACCCCGGCCGGCCUCUCUCCCAACCUUUAUAUAUAGACCAUCCAGGGCUGCACCUUUGUUUGUUCAUCACCUACUAAUUAAACCAUCCAAAGAGGCUAACGAAAUCUCGAUUGGUGUGCGACAGAUAUCAAUAUAUAUAUCCAAGCUAUAUGUAUAGCUAGCUUGUGAGACCUUCAUCACAAGCAGGUCAUCGUUGACGCAACAAUCCUCGUCCGCUUCGAGCUCGUCGACGCUCGACGGCAAUGGAGGACUACGACUACGAGCCGCCGUUGAUGGCCACGUACAGGCAUCUCUUGGACAGUCACCCGCACCGACUGGACGUCGUCGAUCAUCGGAGCGGCGCCGACGACGACGAGGAGGGCUUCCUCCUCCCGGUGAUCGACCUUUCCAGCCUGCUGGAGCAGUCAUCAUCAGGCGCCGAGGCAGCAGCAGAGCAGUGCCGGGCGUCCAUCGUGCGCGCCGCCUCGGAGUGGGGCUUCUUCCAGGUGACCAACCACGGCGUGCCGCAGGCGCUGCUGGACGAGCUGCACCAGGCGCAGGUCGCCGUCUUCCGCCGGCCCUUCCACCUCAAGGCGAGCCAGCCGCUGCUGGACUUCUCGCCGGAGAGCUACCGCUGGGGCACACCCACCGCAACGUGCCUCGACCAACUCUCGUGGUCCGAGGCCUACCACAUCCCCACGACCAAUACGACGGCGGCGGCUGACGACAAGACCAGGCUCGUGGUGGAGGAGGUGUCCACGGCGAUGUCGAAGCUGGCGCAGCGGCUGGCAGGGAUCCUCGUCGCAGACCUGCUGCUGGGCGACAGUAGCAUCGGCGACGGCGAGGACGACGACACGGCAGCGGCGGUGGUGUCGCGGUGCACGCGGAGCACCUGCUUCCUAAGGCUGAACCGGUACCCGCCGUGCCCGGCGCCCAGCGGCGCCUACGGGCUGUGCCCGCACACGGACAGCGACUUCCUCACCAUCCUGCACCAGGACGGCGUCGGCGGCCUCCAGCUCGUCAAGGCCGGGCGGUGGGUCGCCGUCAAGCCCAACCCCGGCGCGCUCAUCGUCAACGUGGGCGACCUCCUGCAGGCGUGGAGCAACGACCGGUACCGGAGCGUCGAGCACCGGGUCAUGGCCAGCGACGCGCGGGAGCGGUUCUCCGUCGCCUUCUUCCUCUGCCCCAGCUACGACACGCUCGUCCGGCCACGCUGCGGCGCCGGCGGACCUCCUCGCUACGAGAGCUUCACCUUCGGGGAGUACCGGAACCAGAUCAGGGAGGACGUCAGGCUCACGGGCCGAAAGCUCGGCCUGCAACGCUUUCGCAAACCAGAGUAACUAGGCCCGCCCAACACUUCGACGUGUGGGCUACUAUUAUUACUCACUACGUUGGGCUUUCAUAUAUUUGAUGGGUACAAGUGACACAGUAACGUAUAAGUAUGAGCCCAGUAGGCUAAAAGGGCCUCUAGAGAUACACGGCCCUUAUUAUUUGGUGUAUGUACUACUAGUCACUCCCACAAGAAAAGGUAAAAGUUGCUCCAAAGAAGAAUGUACAUAUGGCUCAAGUUACUAGCUCUCUGUCUCAACUUAAUGUAUAUAAAUGAUGGUCCA